Molecule: messenger RNA, 2176 nt
Organism: Mytilus trossulus (common blue mussel)
Lineage: Eukaryota; Metazoa; Mollusca; Bivalvia; Mytilida; Mytilidae
Product: E3 ubiquitin-protein ligase TRIM45-like
Exons: 1
Coding region: 72-2048 (658 amino acids)
Molecular function (GO): ubiquitin protein ligase activity; zinc ion binding
Source: RefSeq, a predicted model, not a curated record
AUCACGUGAGACAUACUGUGUAUACGUAUAACAUGUUUAACUGAGGAAGUGAAAAUAGAAAUAUUGCAGGUAUGGCUUUGUCUAAACCAUUAUCUGGUAAUUUGGAAAUGUUUUCUUGUCCAAUUUGCUCUGAAACAUUUAAAUCGCCGAAAAUACUACCAUGCUUACAUACAUUUUGUGAACCAUGCAUACACGAGUUUAUUCUAUCGAUUGGACGCAAAAAAGACAACAAAAUAUCAGAGUUUGCAUGUCCAAUAUGUAGGACAGCGGUGAUAUCAAAAAAUUCAAAUGAGGCCAUUGAAAAAUGGGCAAGCUCAUUACCGGACAAUACCACUAUAACAACAAUGGUCGCACUAUCAAAUGGAGACCAAUCACAAGAAUGUCAUGCUUGUAAACGAUGGAAUGAAAAGUCAGAUGCCAAGUUUUGGUGCAAGGUCUGCGAAGAAGCGUUAUGUGAAAAUUGUAAUCAAAUGCACAGCCGAAUGAAACUGUUAUCUACCCAUGAUGUAGUCGAAAUUGAGGAAUAUGGCUCUAACUUAACCGGAAUAGAUUUAAAUGGUAUCUCCAAUCACUGCCGUUUUCAUCCUUCGAAAGAAACUGAAAUAUUUUGUUUUCGUCAUAGAGAAGCAUGUUGUGUUUUGUGUUUGAAUACAAAACAUAUAAGAUGCACGGGACUAAAAUCAAUUGAAGACGUUUUGAGCGAGGAUGAUAAUUAUGAAGGCCUUCCAGAUAUGAUAGAAAAAGUAAAAGAUGCGACAAUACAACUUUUAAAGGAAAAGGAACAGCAAAAGUCGGACUUUGUCAUAAAUACGGAGACCGUCGAGGAAGAAGCAGCGAAAUUAACAGAAACGACCAAAUGUAAUUUAGACAAUUUAUUUGAACUGUUUAAAAAACAAUUACAUAUAUUUCGCGAUGAACAGAACACUAAUCAUAAUGUUCGCAUACGUUUAUUGGAACAAUUUGCCAAGAGUCUUGAACACUGGAUGAGUGUUACGAAGAUUGUGAAGGAAGAAGGGACCAACAUUCAGUUGUUUGGUCAUGUAGAAACAAUGAGAAGCCAAAUUAAAGCGAGUAUCGUAGAAAUUAAUAAAACAUUUCAUAAUGAUAAACUUUUCACACUUACAUUAAAAAAGAAUGAAAUAGUUGAACAGUUGCAGAAUACAGAGAUAUUAGGUAACUUUGAGCAAAAAGAAGAACCAUUGGUAGAUCAGACUAGUGAUCUCUACAAAUUGUGUAAAGAGCUGGGUGUAUCGACCGCUUAUACAUUUCAAGAACUUUGUGUAAAGAACCUAAAAACAUUCCAUUUUAAAGGGUCAAAUAUGACAUGUGGGGUUUCUUUUGGUGAAAGAUGGGUAAUAGUAGGAGAUAAAGCUGAUGACGGGAGUAAACUACACUUGCUCGAGAAGGAUACCGGGGCCAAAAUCUGUUCAGCUGUAUUUGCAGGAUUGCCGAAACGAUUAUGUUAUGACAAUACAUUUAGUCAAGUUUUCAUUGCUUGUCAUAAAAGUGAUUUGUAUGUUGGCACAAUACAUGGAAAUGAAGUUAAUAAGCCACAGAAAAUAGCCUUUGAUAAGGAAUCAGUUGGAACAUUAUUUUCUCACAACAAAUGUAUUUUCUUGGUAGUGGAGAACGCAAUUAAAAAAUUUGUUACAACAUGUAGUCCUAGAAUUAUAGUUAACCUUUGUUUUUCAACCAAUACUAAAGGUGCAUCAAAUGGUAUGAGUAUACAUAACGGUGAUAUUAUUUUCACAACAAAGGACAAAGAAAUCAAACGAGCGACAUUAGAAGGCAAAGAAAUAUAUUCAUAUAAGAAAAAAAUAAUUAAGAAACCGGAGUGUCUGGCUGUGUUACCAUCUGGACUGGUUCUAUUUAUUGAUACACAUAACAAAGGUUCAUUACAUGUUCUAUCUGCCGAUGGUACUAAACAUAGAACAUUACUUGAACAUUUUGAGAAGAUACAAAAUCCGAGAGAUAUCUGGCUGGAUGUUGAAAAAAAAACUAUUUACAUAGCUGGAGGAGAGUAUAUCGAAGCGUACUCUCUAUUUUAGUUGUGGUUCAAAUUAAGCAAAGUACGUAUCAUUUGUUUGUUUUCCAACUCGAGUAUUUGCAAAAUUAUUCAUUGAUCACUGACUUAGUCAAUCAAAUUAUUGUACAUUUAUUUCAUUUUAGUAUUCAA